AUGGAGGAAGAAGAUGGAGUGCAAUACACAGUCGAGAAUGAAGAGCAGUUCUGGGCAGAGCUGGACGAGAUUGUCGGUGCGCCCAGCGAGAACCACGAGCAGAUCGAUAAUACCCUGAGAAGCUAUUUGCAAUAUACCACCAACUUCAAGAAGGAGUAUUUGCAGUCGGAGUAUGACAUAGCACGAUGCUGCUAUAAGCUGCUCGAUGCGCCAGUGUUCAAGGAGAACCAGGAAUACGUCCGCAGGCAAAUCCUAUACUGUCUGCUCCAAGAAGACGAUGCGGACACUCUGCACCUUGCUGCAGCGGUGCUGCUCUUUGACGGCCGCUACAAUGAAUCUACAUUCGAAAUGAUGCAGGGCGAGCGCGCGUUUCCACGUCUCGUAGAAUUGGUCCGCGCCAAGCGGCAUGAUGAUGUCGGCCUCCAUCGACUUCUACUAGAGCUUCUCUUCGAAAUGUCCCGCAUUCAGAGACUGACACGAGAGGACAUAAUCAGCGUCGAUGACGCUUUCAUUCUGUACCUCUUUCAAUUGAUAGAAGAACUUUCCGACGACGCCGAAGACCCUUACCACUAUCCGAUCAUUAGAGUUCUGCUGGUUCUGAAUGAGCAAUACAUGGUGCUGGCGAACGCGCCUGUAUCUCCGGGAGAGCACAACGCGCCGGUCACGAAUCGAAUACUGAAGCUUUUGUCGAUGCAUGGGCCUUCAUACCGCACCUUUGGAGAGAACAUCAUUCUUCUUCUCAAUCGCGAGACCGAGCUCGGCCGCCAACUCAUGAUUCUGAAGCUCUUCUAUCUCCUAUUCACGACUCCUGCUACUUACGAGUACUUUUAUACCAAUGACUUGCACGUUCUGGUCGACGUUAUCAUCAGGAACCUGCUUGAUCUGGAUCCUGGUAGCGCAGACGCGGGCCUUUCGCCUGACGGCGUGGAAAGGGACGGCCAGCGAGCAUUGAGACACACCUAUCUCCGUGUUCUUUGCCCGCUGUUGAAGAACACACAACUUGCAAAAGAGGGUAACAACUACAAGCGCGAAGAGGUCCGGAAGCUUCUAUAUCUGCUUGUGAACAGGUCAUCAGCACACUUUGCGCCAGUGGAUGAGACUGUCAUCCGACUGGUGAUUCGAUGCAAGCAAAUCGAGUGGCUACGAGAUGAAGGCGACGAGGACGACCAUGAACUCGAGGAAAAGCUCAACGAAAAGCUCCAAGAAGGCGCGCCAUCAGAGUCAGAAGUCGCGAAGAAGCUUUUGGGGAUGUCUAUUGCAGAAGCAUCAGUCAGCAGCCUGAGCGUACAAGAUGUGAGCGCAAAGGUUGUGAAGGAGAAGCCAAGUGUACCCCUCCCCAGACGUAUGCGGAAGAUGAGCAAGCCUGGUGUCAAUGGCAAGACGAACGGCGAUGAUCAGCUUCUUAAAGUACCUCCCAAGCCACCACCACCAAAGGCGAGAAGGAAACCGACCAGUCUGCCGAAGAUUAAUGCAGCGAGCCAAGGAGCUGCGAUAUCGCGGGAUGAUACCAGAAGUCCCUUCGCCGAUGAAAACGCCGAGACCUGA
This is a messenger RNA of Pseudocercospora fijiensis CIRAD86, 1545 nucleotides long. RefSeq lists its product as uncharacterized. Bases 1 to 1545 code for a protein of 514 amino acids. Gene Ontology annotation, biological process: actin cortical patch assembly; endocytosis; actin cortical patch localization. The record is from RefSeq and is a predicted model, not a curated record. Lineage: Eukaryota; Fungi; Ascomycota; Dothideomycetes; Mycosphaerellales; Mycosphaerellaceae. Gene Ontology annotation, cellular component: actin cortical patch. Gene Ontology annotation, molecular function: Arp2/3 complex binding. The transcript has 3 exons.